AUGGUCGAACUCCAAUCUGUUGACCUCGUCACCGAAGAAUUGGCGAUUGCGCUGGCGGUUAUCAAACGCAGAAAUCCAGUACUCUGGAAAAAUUGGGUGUUGAAAGUCGGCAAUGGUUCAGCCGCCAUUCUACCAUCAUCGCAAUUCCCAUCACAAAUGGUUUCCAACAACUAUAUAGCGGCUAAACCUGCAGUAGCGGAGAAAGUGUCCUUGGCACUUGCAGAUCGUUUUAUGUAUCGAUACGUCAUGGGUAACAGCACCUCAAGACAUCUGGAGCCUGCUUGUGGUUUUUUGAACGGUCGCAGACUUACGUUCAAUGAUCUGGCUGAUUAUUCGGACGUGGUGCGGUCUUUGGCCAUUGACGUUGAAGACUUCGAGAUCUCCAAGCAGUUGCUGCCCAACUAUAAACUUUUGAAAUGGCUGUUUGCGGUUAAUCUGGAUGAUAAUAGGCGUAAGAAAAUCGCAAUUCAUAUAGUGCGAUCAUUCCAGCUUGUUCUGACGUCGUACUACUCAUUCAUGGCUGUUCCAAAGAAAGCUGUAUCAGAUGUAUGUCAGUUGCUGCUUCUUGGUUUCAUCAAGAAUGAGGUACUUUUGUUUGGAGCGUCAAAGACUCGAAUUUUCAAAUUGCUGCGAGAAUACACCAGUUCGCGUUCCAUCGAGCAGAGUGAUGUUUCCUUGCAGUCUUUGUGCAAUGGCCACUCCAAAAUACUGGCUUUGAUCAUUGGUUUCACAAUUCAGGAGGGGCACCUUCAGGCUGUGAGUGAUAUGAUAAGGUUCGCUUUGCAGCUACUGGAAAGUCUUGUAGUCUGUUUGAUUAAGCUGACACUGCCCCACCACAAUGAAACCAGAAAUGAGAAAGCUUUCCAUGAAAUCUAUAGAGGCCGUUCGGUCAAAAUGAGCUACAAAUACGUGGCAGACUUUUUAGAUGCUGCACGUCUUUUGGAAAUGGCAGAAGGUGCACGAAGGUUGAAGAUCUGUGUAGAGUUCCUCCUGGGUUUGCUUGAUUCCCUGCAGUGGGGAAAUACCGCUAGUUCUGAUCCUAGAGUGGUUGCAGCAUUCCAGCAAUACCGCUCGAACCUGCUCAGUGAGUUUUUGGUUCUGGAUGACCUUGACCUUAUCACCAGUUUUCUGCAACUCCCGUGGCCAAGCGAACUAUCUGCGUGA
Messenger RNA from Lachancea lanzarotensis, 1164 nucleotides. Its product is annotated as LALA0S08e03488g1_1. Bases 1 to 1164 code for a protein of 387 amino acids. NCBI's taxonomy places the organism in Eukaryota, Fungi, Ascomycota, Saccharomycetes, Saccharomycetales, Saccharomycetaceae. The transcript is spliced from 2 exons. The record is from RefSeq and is a predicted model, not a curated record.